Molecule: messenger RNA, 3671 nt
Organism: Hemicordylus capensis (graceful crag lizard)
Lineage: Eukaryota; Metazoa; Chordata; Lepidosauria; Squamata; Cordylidae
Gene: PATL1
Product: PAT1 homolog 1, processing body mRNA decay factor
Exons: 20
Coding region: 107-2485 (792 amino acids)
Biological process (GO): deadenylation-dependent decapping of nuclear-transcribed mRNA; P-body assembly
Cellular component (GO): P-body
Molecular function (GO): RNA binding
Source: RefSeq, a predicted model, not a curated record
UCGCGAGAGUUGCGCGGAACUUCCGUCGCAAAAAAGCCUGGCCGGCAGAAGAAAGAAAGAAUCAUGAGUUCAGCUGACAUUUUGCCUCUGAAAGUUGAGAGCGCGAAUGGCCUCAAAAGCACUGGACCAGGACCAGAGUCCAAGGCUGAGCUUACACUCCCUUGAGGACUCCCCUCUUGAUGAGGAUGAAGAAGCUUUUCAAAACGUGGCUGAGGAAGAUGAAGAUAUUGACCAGUUCAACGAUGACACGUUUGGAGCUGGCGCCAUUGACGAUGACUGGCAGGAGGCACAUGAGCGCCUGGCAGAGCUGGAAGAGAAGCCUGCAUCCUCAGGAGAGCAAGUGGAUCAGGCAGUCACUGAUGAGAUGGACCUGUUGGGGGACCAUGAAGAAAUCCUGGCAGAGAGGCUGAGCAAGAUGGUGAUAGAUAAUGAGCUGGAAGAUCCUGCCAUCAUGCAGGCUGUACAAACCCGGCCCCUGGUACAACAGCCUGGGGGUCUCAAUUCGAGCAUCUGGGAUGGGCCUUCAGUUCUCAGGCGCAUUAGAGGACCUCUUCUCACUCAGGAGGUGCCUUCUGUGUCAGUGCUGGAGUAUGCCUUGCCGCAGAGGCCUCCACAGGCCCGAGAAGAAGAGCAGGACCUUUCAGAGCGGGCACUACCCAGGCGGUCGUCCUCUCCAGUCAUUGGCAGCCCUCCUGUUAGGGCUGUUCCCAUUGGGACCCCGCCUAAACAGCCUACAAUACCCAACUUUAACCAGCAGAUUCUCUGUCCAAAGCCUGUUCACAUCAGAGUACCAAUACAGCAGCGUUACCCAAGUCCCUUCAAUGAAAGGAUGUCCCCAAACCAACUCUGCAGUGUGACGAACUCCUCCCUCUUGGGCCACCCAUUCCCUCCCAGCGUUCCUCCUGUUCUCACCCAUCUCCAAAGAGCGCAACUGCUAGGAGGUGCACAGGCAGGUAGAAUGUCUCCUAGCCAGUUUGCACGGGUCUCUGGACUUGUUAGCAAUCCUCUUGCGUCCAUUAAUCCCAAGCUUCUUCAGGGCCGAGUUGGGCAGAUGAUGCCUCCAGCCAGUGGGUUCCGGGCCUUCUUUGGGACACCACUGCCUCACUCCCCAUGUCCUGGAGCCCCCUUGACGAAUCUAAGGGCUCAGCCACAGAUGUUCAGGCCAGACACAACUCAUCUUCAUCCGCAGCACCGGCGACUCCUGCACCAGAGGCAGCAGCAGAACAGGAAUCAGCACCGGAGUCUAAAUGGGUCAGCGGGGGAUCGGGGGAGCCACCGGAAUAGCCACCAGGAGCAGAUACGGAAGGACCCAUAUGCCAAUCUCAUGCUGCAGCGGGAAAAGGAUUGGGUGUCCAAGAUCCAAAUGAUGCAACUGCAAAGCACUGAUCCAUACUUGGAUGACUUCUACUAUCAGAACUACUUUCAGAAGCUGGAAAAAUUGCCUGCAGCUGAGGAGAUGCAUGGUGAUGGUCCUAAAAAAGAACGCACCAAACUAAUUACCCCACAAGUGGCCAAGUUAGAGCAUGCCUACAAGCCAGUGCAAUUUGAGGGCUCACUGGGGAAGCUUACAGUCUCCAGUGUGAAUAACCCCCGCAAAAUGAUUGAUGCUGUAGUGACAUUACGAGGUGAAAAAGAUGAAACAAAAGAAAAGCAGGUUCGAGAUAAGAGGCGUCAGACUCUCUUCACUAUUGAGAAGACAUACAGCUUCCUCCUGGAUGUAGAAGACUAUGAGAGGCGUUACCUCUUGAGCCUGGAAGGUGAUAGGCUGGCCUUGAUGGAGGAGAGAAAGCAGAAGAUCUGUGACAUGUAUGACAAUCUGAGAGGGAAAAUGCCCAACCAGGAAAGGUCAUUCCAACCUGAUGGCUGUAAGCAUGUGCACGAGACAUUUGAGGAAACUCUAGAGUUGCUGAGCGAUGACCCUUUUGUGCAGAUCAUGUGUAUUCGGAAAGGCAAACGUCUGGUUGCCCGGAUCCUCCCCUUUUUGUCCGCUGAGCAAGCAGCUGACAUACUUAUGGCAACAUCCAGGAACUUGCCCUUCCUAAUCAAGAAGGAUGCUCAGGAUGAGGUGCUACCCUGCCUGUUGAGGCCCUUCUCUCUUGUUCUCUAUCAUCUUCCGCUGGGGACUGUCGCCAGCAUCCUGCAGCAGCUAAUGAACCUACCUCAGAGCGCAACAGCGCCAGCAUCUGCCAACCUGCAUCUCACAGCUGUGCUCCAGAAUAAGUUUGGUCUCUCCUUGCUGUACUUGGUCUUGAGCCGUGGGGAGGAAUUGCAGAGUUCAGAUUCUACUACAGAGUUCACACAGGACAACCAGUGGACAGAGCUAAUGUUUAUGGCAACCAGAGAACUUCUUCGGAUCCCUCAGGCAGCCUUGGCCAAGCCAGUGUCUACCCCAUCUAAUCUCUUAUCUCUCUUCUCUCGCUAUGUUGAUCGGCAGAAGCUGAAUGUGCUAGAAACAAAGUUGCAGUUGAUUCAAGAAAUACGAUAGAUCUCAAAAUGCUGUCGUUGCUGGUCUCCAUCAUGCUCCCAUCUCCAGAGUAUUUCAAUGGGCAAAGAGGAGGCAGUGCCUUCUCAAAAUAAAUCCUUAUGGGAUUGUUUCUCUGGUCUAGCACAGAAGAUUACUCUCUUGGCUGGAUAUGUGCUUUCCUUCUCUGCCCCUCAUUGCCAGUUUUGCAGUUCUGCAUGUCGUUGCUGCAUUGAAUUCACCUAGGCACUAAUCCCUGCCCCCAUUUCCCUCUGCAUUUUCACUAUGGCUGCUGCCUUUUCUCCCUACACAUACCCCAUUCUUCCCAGUACACUACUGAUGGGCUAGAAGAGAAAAUAGUUCCACCUUUCUGCCUCAUAUCACUAAGAACAUGGGGAUGGGGGAGUUGUAAUCUGAAGCUCUCUACUGUGGAAACUAUGAGAUCAGAUAUUUCUGUCUCUGAUGUGUUAGAGCAUUUUUAAAUGAUGGGAAAUUCCCUCUGAUUGGCUCACUGGUUUCUUCUCUCCUCUUCCAGCGCCAGAUUCACUAAUGUGGCGUUGCCUCUUUCCUACAAAGUGGUUACCUUUCUGAACCUUGUGAUGAAGCAACGUCAUCUUUGCACAUUUGUCUAGUCUUCCCAGGUCCCAUUUUCUACCUGAGCUGUUUGUCUCUGACCUACACCUUGCUUCAAGCUCCCGCUGGCCAAGACCCCCUGUAGACUAACCAAUAAGGUACCAGGAAUUAAUUCCCCUGGAACAGAUUAAUCUUAGCAAAUUUCAAUAUCCAUACACAGCUAGGUCCUACUGGUUUUGUUUUGGGUUUUUUGUUUUGUUUUUUUGCUCUUUUUUUUUUUUAAUGUGGUGAGGUUUAUUUUUUACUUGCUUUUUAAAAACAAUUUGCACAUGUAGGUAUUCUAAAACCAGUAAGACUCCUGUUACUAACCGGCUGCCUCUUCACAGUAUUCCCCUACCAUCUGCCUUUCCCUACUCCUUCUCUUGAAUCCAAAUUUCUAACUAACCUGUCGACCACUUCCUUUCCACCAACUCCUCAACCUCUCUUAUCCUUCCACUCUUUACUCCUUUCAGUACACGAUCAAGUGGUCCAUUAUUAUUAUUGUGCUUUUACUUUUUGGUUUGGUUAUGAUUAAUGAAAAUUUCUAAAUUUACAUUUUUAUAGGGUAUUGUAAAUAAAAAAAAAUUCUAUACUUGUG